Talaromyces marneffei is the source of this 1494-nucleotide messenger RNA. RefSeq lists its product as uncharacterized. Lineage: Eukaryota; Fungi; Ascomycota; Eurotiomycetes; Eurotiales; Trichocomaceae. The coding region runs from base 1 to 1494 and encodes 497 amino acids. Gene Ontology annotation, molecular function: monooxygenase activity; oxidoreductase activity, acting on paired donors, with incorporation or reduction of molecular oxygen; iron ion binding. The transcript has 6 exons. The record is from RefSeq and is a predicted model, not a curated record.
AUGUUGUUGCCAAUCCUCUACACAUGGUUCGGACUGUCAAUUUUUACUUGGUAUUUGCGAUCAUAUCUGCGGCUGCGACAUAUUCCCGGGCCAUUCUGGGCUAAGUUCAGCAACCUGCCUCGCCUCCUCUGGGUUGCUGGAGGAAAGUCGCAUGAUGUUCACAUUGCCCUGCACCGCAAGUAUGGGGAUAUAGUACGGAUUGGCCCAAAUAUUGUCUCCGUGACAGAUCCAGAGGAUGUUCCAAAAAUAUAUGAUUUUGCAGGAAGAUAUCUCAAGACGGACUUUUACCGUGUUUUUACGUUCACUGCUAGGGGGAAACUCGUCCGGACGAUUUUCUCUACUCAGGAUAGUCAAGAACAUCAGACCUUGAGAAAACCAAUUGCCAACUUAUACUCAAUGAGCUACAUUGCCUCCCAUGAAAAACUUGUGGAUCAGACAAUAGCUCAUUUUUUCAGGCGUCUGGACGAGCUUUUUGUUGAGACAAAUGGUGUUUGCGACUUUGGUACCUGGAUCCAGUAUUUCGCCUGGGACGUGAUAGGGAAUCUCACCUUCUCCAAGCCGCUCGGUUUCUUGGAGCUUGGUGACGAUGUGGAGAACAUCACUGUGAACAUUGAGAAGUUCUUUGGUCUCAACGCAAUGGUAACGCAAAUGCCUUGGCUGGACUACCUUUUCUACAAGAAUCCCAUCCUCCAGAAGAUGAAGAAAGAGAAUGCAAGCCCGGUUGUUACAUUUGCCAUGGCAAGAGCAAACGAAAGACUUGAGGAGCUUGAAAAGAAUAAAGAGAAUACAGUCCAGGAUAGAGAUUUUCUCUCAGGAUUUAUAAAUGCGAUGUCCAAAGAUGCAUCGAUUCCAAAAUCGGCCUUGGCUGCAUGGGCAACUUCCAAUAUGACAGCUGGCAGCGACACGACCUCCAUUCUAACCCGAAGCGUUUUCUAUCAGCUCCUGAAACACCCCGACAAGCUCCAGCGUCUACUGGAUGAGCUUCACCAAGCGGAGCGAGAGGGUCGUCUGUCUGAAUAUGUGUCCUGGCAGGAAGCGCAACAACUCCCAUAUCUGGAUGCUGUGAUCAAGGAAGCGGGACGCCUGCACCCACCAUUUGGACUUCAUUUGGAGCGUUAUGUGCCUCCCGAAGGUGCAGUCAUCUGUGGCGCACAUUUGCCUGGUGACACCAUUGUUGGGAUCAAUUCAUGGGCGAUUCAUCGACGUGAAGAUCCGUUUGGAAAGGAUCCCGACGAGUUCAGACCGGAACGAUGGCUGUGCGAUGAGGCACAACGACGGAAAAUGGGACGAGCUCUCCUAACUUUUGGUGCCGGUCGUCGAGUUUGUCUGGGUAAGCACAUCUCGGUUAUAGAGAUGUAUAAACUUAUCCCCAGUGUUUUUCGGCGGUACAAGCUUGAAUUUGCGGUGCCUGAUGGCUGUUCCUAUCAUGUGCACAAUAGAUGGUUUGUACAUCAGACUGGCUUGGAUAUUAAAUUCAAGAAGCGGGCCGCUUAA